Molecule: messenger RNA, 1027 nt
Organism: Leptonychotes weddellii (Weddell seal)
Lineage: Eukaryota; Metazoa; Chordata; Mammalia; Carnivora; Phocidae
Source: RefSeq, a predicted model, not a curated record
CUGUCCUAGAGCCAAGCACCAGCCAGAGCAGCGGCUGGGGGGCGGCGGGGAGUGGGCCCGGCUCUACGCCAUUGGUUGUGCUGACCAGAGGGGCGGGGGAAGACCCACGGUCCCGCUGAUUCCGUGGCCCGGGGCUCACACCCCAGCUGCGCCCGCUGCCCGCCAGUGCGCUCCGACCCCGCGCCGCACGCUGAGCCCGACAUUCCCGCGGACGGCUUCACGGGCGCGGAUCGCCGAGACAGGGGCGCCUACGAGGAGCUCAGCGCGGCCCAAACCCCACCCGGGGUGCCGAAGCGCGGCCGGGGAGGUCCGCGCGUCCGGACCCGCAGGCAGAGUGCUCUGAAGAGCUUGACACGGGUUCAUGGUUCUCAUUAAAGAAGCUUCAUGUAAGUUCCUUGGAGAAUCCUGGCACCUUAGGUACUGUGGAGUGCCAAGGGACACCUGAUCCCCUGCUGCCUUUGAAAACCAAGAAGUUUUGUUGUGCUGAUUUAACUGCCUACAAUCUUUGCUGAUGCUAUCAUAAAAAAAAAAAAAAAAUGCUGAUUCUGUCCUUUUUAACCCCUAUGUGAAACUGACUUUUAACAUACUUGUGCAUUCUUUGACCCUCCAUAAAGAUGUCUGAACCUGACUCUUCAUCUGUAUUUUCGGGUAACGUGGAGAAUGGAACUUUCCUUGAGCUAUUUCCCACAUCCCUGUCCACAUCAGUGGACCCUUCCUCAGGCCACCUGUCAAAUGUCUACAUCUAUGUGUCCAUAUUCCUCAGCCUUUUAGCAUUUCUGCUUCUGCUUUUAAUAAUUGCCCUCCAGAGGCUCAAAAAUAUCAUCUCCUCCAGUUCCUCCUACCCGGAGUAUCCAAGCGAUGCUGGAAGUUCUUUCACCAAUUUGGAAGUCUGUAGUAUUUCCUCUCAAAGGUCCACUUUCUCAAACCUUUCCUCAUGAAGAAGAUGGAAGAAUUCCUGAAUGCUGCAGCAGCCUAGGUUUUCCCUUGCAGGAAGUGUCACAUGAACCAGCUGCUUCAUGAAAGAAAU